Molecule: messenger RNA, 1041 nt
Organism: Panicum virgatum (switchgrass)
Lineage: Eukaryota; Viridiplantae; Streptophyta; Magnoliopsida; Poales; Poaceae
Exons: 1
Coding region: 143-682 (179 amino acids)
Source: RefSeq, a predicted model, not a curated record
CCCGCCCGUUGCCAGACGCGAACCAGACGCCCUCACCUCUCCGGUUGUUUACCCUCACUCCAACCGCUCGCGGUCGUGGUCACAGACACAGGGCGGCCGUUCUCUCUCCGUAUCUCCCUCUUUUUCUCCAGACCGGAGGCGGAUGGCCGGGCGGAGCAGCAGCCUCUCCACGGUCGCGUCGCACCGGAUGUUCGCGCCGGCGCACGCCGGCGUGGGCGGCGCCGACCACGGCGCGGAGCUCGACGAGGCCGACGUCAUCUGGGGCGGCGGCCCGGCGUCGUCGUCCCCGUCGUCGCCGUCGCCGUUCCUGCCCCCCGCCGCGGGGGCUGACCCGUACGCGCGGUCGCCGCCAGUGGCCGCGCCGUCCAAGCCCAAGCCGCGCGGCGGCCCGGGCCCGGCGUCGGUGCCGGUCAACAUCCCGGACUGGUCCAAGAUCCUCGGCGCCGAGUACGCCGGGAGCUGCGCGGGCGCGCGCGGGUGGGCGGCGCACGACGACGCGUUUGCCGAGGACGCGGCGGGCAGCGGGGGCCGCCGCUGGGUGCCGCCCCACGAGAUGCUGCAGUGCCGGGAGCGCGCGGCGGCGUCCUUCUCCGUGCGGGAGGGCGCCGGGCGCACGCUCAAGGGCCGCGACCUCCGCCGCGUCCGCAACGCCAUCUGGGAGAAGACCGGCUUCCAGGACUGACCCGGUGGCAGCAGCCUCGCAGCGAGCCAGCCACCGCCGCCCGCCGCCUACCUCGACGGCAAUGCCCUCCGCGGCCUCGUUGAUCCCGUUCUCGCCUUUGAGGAGGAGGGAGAGAGGAGCGUUCCGCUCUGAUUAGUGGCCUCAAUCAUUAUGGAUUGAUUCGAUGAGUUUUUUUUCUUUUCUUUUUUGCUUUAUUUUGUUCUCCGCGUUUAGUCGUGAUGGUCAAUGAGCAUGAGAGAGUAGAGAUGAAGGCCUCUGUUUUGGCAUUUUUCCCCCCGGAGAGGCCCGGUCGAUGUACUACUACCACUAGUAAAAUUAAUUCACCUUGGUUACUAGUAUUAAUGAUCUGCUUUUUUCUA